Molecule: messenger RNA, 2553 nt
Organism: Xenopus laevis (African clawed frog)
Lineage: Eukaryota; Metazoa; Chordata; Amphibia; Anura; Pipidae
Product: vomeronasal type-2 receptor 26
Exons: 6
Coding region: 1-2553 (850 amino acids)
Source: RefSeq, a predicted model, not a curated record
AUGAAUAACCUCAACUCUCCUGCCUGCUCACUGAAUAGACAAUAUGCACAAUAUGCACAAUAUGAAAAUCAUGCGAAAGGCUACCUGCAGGAAGGAGACAUCAUGAUUGGGAUCAUCCUAGAUAUAUUCACUAAAAUGGAUUAUCAACAAGAAAACUUCACAGCCCACCCGGCACAAAAAUAUAUGAUCUUUUCUAGUUCUGCCUUCCAAAACUACCGUCACUUUCUGGCUGCCAUUUUUGCCAUUAAAGAGAUCAACAAGAACCAGAAGAUCCUGCCUAAUUUGACCUUAGGAUUUCAUAUCCAUGAUUCCUGGGCCAGUGAGAGAAAAGCCAUUACUAGUACAUUUAGUAUACUGACAGGGAGCACUAAUUUUGUGCCUAACUACAAGUGCAAUAAGAAAAGAACUCCUCGUGCAUUUGUAGGACAUCUGCUCUCUUCCAUAUCAAAUGUCAUAUACCAACUUAAUAGCAUCUUUGGAAUUCCACAGGUGAGUUACGGAGCUGUGGAUAAAUCAUUCUCUGACAAAAUUCACUAUCCAUUAUUUUAUCGAACAUUGGCAAGUGAAACUGCCCAGUACCAAGCAGUCAUCCAGCUCAUCAAGAUUUUUGGAUGGAACUGGGUUGGGAUGAUAUUCUCUGAUGAUGAGAGUCACCAGAAAGCCAGUGAAGAAAUGAAGAAUGAGAUUAUUAGAAAUGGCAUUUGUGCUGCCUUUGUUGUUUAUGUUAGUGAACAAAUCAGUAGUAUAGGGUUUGCAUUAAAAACUUUAAAGAAGGCAACUGCCAAAGUUGUUAUCGUGUAUAGCACAAAUGUUCUCUUUCUGCAGAUCCUUAUUAAUAAGAGUUCCUUAGCAAAGCAUGUGGCAUGGUUAAUCCUGGCAUCUUCACCAUUUAUUUUUAAUGGCAUGUAUACCAAUAGUUUUAAUGGAUCAAUUUUUUUAAUUUCUCGCAAUGGAAACAUACCAGGUCUACAAGACUUUAUUUACAAGGCUAAUCCUUCAAGGUCUCCUUAUAAUGAUCCAUUCACGGCUUCGUUUUGGUUAAAUAAAUUUAAGUGCCAGCCUGAGCAAACCUUUAGGAAAUCAUCAUCCAGCUACCGUGUAUGUGAUGCCAGGGAUACAUUACACGAAUUCGAUUCAACAUUUGAUAUAAAUAAAUUUAGAAGAACAUACAAUAUGUACAUUGCAAUUUAUUCUGUGGCACAUGCACUUCAUGCUAUGUACACUGAUAAAAACAUUGUUGGGAGUACCCUGCCUUCUGACAAAACAACACAGGUCUUUAAGGAAACACAGUUACACAAUUACUUAAAGAAGGUUAAUUUCAAAACCUCCUCUGGGGAUAAUAUUUCCUUUAACGGCAACGGUGAAGUUCUGGGAUCUUUUGUUAUAAUUAACUGGAACAUCUUUCUUAAUGGAACAGUGACUUCAAGAGACGUUGGGACCUUUGUAUCCUCUCGGUCUCCAGAACUUGUUAUUGACAAAGAGUCUAUCCAUUGGCCACCUCCAUUUAAUCGGACCCCUACCUCAAGUUGUGGUGCCAGCUGUCUCCCUGGUUACAGGAAAGUUCUGGUGAAAGGAAAACAAAUUUGCUGUUAUGAGUGUGUUCAGUGCUCUGAAGGAGAAAUAUCCCCAUUGCCAGAUAUGGAAAACUGCAUGAGGUGCCUUGAAGACCAAUGGUCCAAUGAGAAGAGGAAUAAAUGCAUCAUGCGUGACACUGAAUUCCUUUCUUAUGAAGAUCCUCUUGGCGUGGCCUUAACUGUAACUGCUCUGUUUUUGUCUUCUUGUACAGCUGCAGUUUUUUGCAUCUUUGUAAAAUACAAAAAUAACCCUAUUGUAAAAGCUAAUAAUCAAGAGCUCAGUUAUCUUCUUAUUCUUUCCCUUUUUGUGUCCUUCCUUUGUUCCUUACUAUUUAUUGGAAGACCUAUGAAGGUGACCUGUUUGUUAAGACAAGCUUUGUUUGGUUUCAUCUUUGCUAUUAAUCUUUCUUCCAUUUUGGGGAAAACAAUUACUGUUAUGAUUGCUUUCAAUGCCACUCAGCCUGGAAGCAGGCUCAGGAAUUUUGUUGGUACCAAGGUCCCUAAAUAUAUUCUUCUACUCUGUACACUUCCUGAAGUUUUAAUUUGCACGCUGUGGCUCAUAAUCUCUCCUCCAUUCCCUGACUAUGACACUCACUCUGUAACAGGAAAGAUCAUUUUGCAGUGCAAUGAAGGAUCAUCUUGUGCAUUUUACAUAAUGGUUGGUUAUAUUGCCUUGUUGGCUUUUGUUAGUUUCUUUGUUGCUUAUCUUGCCCGUAAAUUACCAGACAUAUUUAAUGAAGCACAAUAUAUAACCUUCAGUAUGUUACUGUUCUGCAGUGUGUGGAUCUCCUUCAUUCUGGCGUAUCUGAGCACCAAAGGCAAAUAUUUAGCAGCAAUGGAGAUAUUUGCCAUUCUUGUUUCCAGUGCAGGACUUCUUUGCCUUAUAUUUAUUCCUAAGUGCUUUAUUAUCUUAUUUAAACCACCUGCAUGUGCUAGAGGUCAUUUAGUGGAAACAAAACAGAAGCAAAACUAUAUGUAG